UUCCCGCCCUCUUCCUUCGGGGAAGCGAGUCCUCACGCGCUCGCUGCCUCUCCUCAGCUGCAAAAUGCCCCUCUUCGGUCUCUCCAAGGAAGCGGCGGUGGGGACGGCGGUGCUGGGGGUCGUCGCUGCCGCGGGCUUCUUCGCAGGCAGACGAUCCCGUUCGAGGUUUGUUUUUGGCACACCCAAAGGUUCACCCAAUCUGUUGCAGCAGUAUGUACUGGAUCAUUCCUUACGGGAGCAUCCUGCUCUGACCAAGCUGAAAAUGGUUACCGCGGAGCGUCAAGACAAAAGGAUGAUGGUGAGCCGCGAUCAGGCCCAGCUUAUGGCCAACCUGGCAAAGCUGAUUAGAGCAAAGAAGGUAAUUGAAGUUGGUGUUUAUACAGGGUACAAUACUUUAAACAUGGCUUUGGUCAUACCAGAUGACGGCAAAGUUGUUGCCUGUGAUGUAAAUGAAGAGUCUGCCAACCUUGGAAAGCCAGUGUGGAAAGAGGCAGGAGUGGAGCACAAAAUUGACCUCAGGAUAAAGCCAGCCAGCCAAACACUAGAUGGCCUUCUGGCAAAUGGUGAAGCUGGAACCUUUGAUUUUGCUUUCAUUGAUGCUGACAAAGGAGGCUACAGUGAUUACUACGAGAAAUGUCUACAGCUUAUAAGAAAAGGGGGGAUAAUUGCUAUUGACAAUGUUUUGUUAUCGGGAAAGGUACUUAACCCAGAAAAAUAUGGUGGUGAAGUCCAGAGCAUGCACGAGCUAAAUAAAAAGAUCUUCCAUGAUCCACGAGUGACCAUCAGCAUGAUCUUGAUGGGGGAUGGAGUGACAUUAGCAUUUAAGCUGUAAUGGAGAAAGCAAUGAAGAUUAUGGCACAUGAAGAAGCCCCCGGAAACAUCCACCCCCAACUCAGCAAGGAUAAUGUCGAGGAAUACAAGAUGUCUGUUUUGACCUUGCCUCCACCAAAUACCUUAGGACAGAAAUUAUGUUAUAAACUAAAGAGGGGCAAAUGGUCGCUUGAUCUGAUGUUUAAGUCCCUACAAUCAUGACCAACUCUUUCUUAGGGCACAGAGAAAUUGUGCAUCUCAAUAUAAAUUUUCACAGAUAAA
This is a messenger RNA of Anolis sagrei ordinatus, 1092 nucleotides long. RefSeq names its product catechol-O-methyltransferase domain containing 1 (gene COMTD1). Gene Ontology annotation, molecular function: O-methyltransferase activity; S-adenosylmethionine-dependent methyltransferase activity. The record is from RefSeq and is a predicted model, not a curated record. NCBI's taxonomy places the organism in Eukaryota, Metazoa, Chordata, Lepidosauria, Squamata, Anolidae.